Molecule: messenger RNA, 468 nt
Organism: Penaeus vannamei (Pacific white shrimp)
Lineage: Eukaryota; Metazoa; Arthropoda; Malacostraca; Decapoda; Penaeidae
Source: RefSeq, a predicted model, not a curated record
GAAAGUAACUCAAACCAAGAACUCACAUUGACGUUGCUAGGGAAGUGCAACAGAAAAUCCUGUCCUCGACCCCGUGCCCGCAAUCCUAGAACUGGAACCAUUCAUGACUACUGCUCUUUGCGGUGUGCACAGCAGGCAAAAUACCUUCCAGAACCAGGUGAAGGUGAGACUUCCUCAUGGGAAGGCUGUGACUCGAGCAUGGAGCUCCUCAUUGCCCUGGAGAUGUCGAGACUCCAGAUGAUUGAAGACGAGGCAAGAAGAAGGCUGUCAUGGCUGCAAGAGCACUCUCGGGAACACGGCUGGGAUGGAACAGGGGACGCCAGAGCUGUCCAAGGUACAAAGCUGUGGUUGAGGGAUUAUGUACUUGUGAUGUUGACUGACGUUGUUUCCUGUUAGUGUAUCCUGUAUAAUUUGUAUCUUGGCAAUAGAAAAGAAAUAGCAAAUAAAAAGCUAAGCAUUACUGAUAUA